Triticum turgidum subsp. durum (durum wheat) is the source of this 2784-nucleotide messenger RNA. The record is from the annotation of a GenBank genome assembly. NCBI's taxonomy places the organism in Eukaryota, Viridiplantae, Streptophyta, Magnoliopsida, Poales, Poaceae.
AUGGGCUUCUUGCCAAUGAUCUUCCCUCUGCUGGUACUCGGUUCAGUAGGAAAGCUAACAGCUCUAGCAUCCGGAGUUGCAACAAGCCAACUGAGCCCCGAGGGGAACUGGGUACAACCAUCGCGUGCCAUGGCCACGCUCGAUGGCUGCCCAACGAGCUGCGGCAGCGUGAGGUUCGGCUAUCCCUUUGGCAUCGGAUCCAGGUGCUCCCGUGGGCCUGACUUCAACCUCAUCUGCAACGACACCACUCAGCCCCCCAAGCUCUUCUUGCAUGACGGAAUCACAGAGGUGAUCGACUUCGAUCCUUUUUGGAAUUCAAACCUGAUCUCGGCCUCCUUCUCACAUACCAUCCCCAUGAAAUCUGGGGCCAGUCUCUACAAUUUGUCUUUCAAACCACUUGGGAGGCACUUCCAUGUAUCCACUGAUUACGUUGCUCUAAACAUCACCGGCUGUGACCUGGAGGUGUACUCUGUCAAAGAGAAUGCCACCCAGCCGAUAUGUGCAACUGUGUGCCCAGAUCCAGGGAUCACUGAGAUGGUGGCUAUGCACAACUGUAAUGGCUUUGGAUGUUGUCAUGUAGACGUGGAAAACGAUGCCGACACUUAUCAGUUCAAAUUUGUCUACGGCCACAACCCGAAAAACACCAAAGCACACUCUAACCAGACCUCUCAGUUGUGGGAUAAAAUCAGCAUAACCACUGAUCGCUUUCGGCUCUCAUGGGAUAUUGGGAAUCAAUCCGCCUGUGUUGCCUGUAAGAGUGAGCAUGCUGGGUGUGGCUACAACUACAAUACGGGAUUCAUAUCAUCACCAAGUGGCUACCGGUGCUUCUGCCACGACGGCUAUACAGGCAACCCCUACAUUUCACAUGGCUGCUCCAGCAAUAACAAAGGAUACAAUCCAACCCCAAGCAGGGCUGAUUGCACCCGUCAGUGUGGUAGCAUUGAUGUGGAAUUCCCAUUCGGACUCGAAGAGGGUUGCUUUGCCAGGGAAGAGUUUCACUUCAAUUGCACAAAUACAACGUCAUCGCCUAUUUUGCUGCUGAGGGAUUUGGAGGUAAUUGCCUUGGAGGUAAUUGGCGUGAAUGUUGAUGAAGGGACUAUUAAUGCCACCAUUCCUGACCAACAAUUGGCGAACCCUACGUCUGAUUCAGGACAAAACAGUCUUUUUUCUGCAUAUGGGUUAUUUCUCUCUAUCAAAUGGGUUGCUGCUAAGCUAAGUUGCGCAGAGGCCCAACAUAAUAGGUCUGGAUAUGCUUGUGUGAGUAUGAACAGCAAGUGUGUGGAAGUAAGUGCUGAAAGGGUCUAUGCUGGUUAUCGCUGCAAGUGCUCAGAUGGCUUCCAAGGAAAUCCAUACAUCCAAAGUGGUUGUCGAGAUAUUAAUGAAUGCCUUCAACCCAACAAAUGUAAAGAGAUCUGCCAUAAUACCGAAGGAAGCUUCAAUUGUAUCGAAUGUCCUCGCAAGACAGAGUAUGAUCCAUUAAAUAUGCAGUGUACUAGGAUAAAACAACAGACUCUACUUGUAGGUAUAAUUAUUGGGCUGUCCUGUGGUUUCGGCAUUCUACUUCUGAGCUUCAGUGUAGUACUUCUCACACGUAAAUGGAAAAGAAAUGUCCAAAGGCAACUAAGAAAGUACUAUUUCCAAAAGAACCAAGGUCGUCUCCUAGAAACUUUGAUAUCAUCUGAUGAAAGUGCAAAUGACAAAACAAAGAUUUUCUUGUUGGAAGAAUUAGAGAAGGCAACAAAUAAUUUUGAUCCUGCACGUAUCAUUGGCCGUGGGGGUCAUGGCAUGGUUUACAAAGGCAUACUAUCUGAUCAGCGUGUUGUUGCAAUAAAAAAGUCUAAGGUCAUUGAGGAGUGUGAGAUCAGUCAAUUCAUCAAUGAGGUUGCAGUCCUCUCUCAGAUAAGGCACAGAAAUAUUGUAAAGCUCUUUGGAUGUUGUCUCGAAACCGAGGUUCCACUGCUAGUGUAUGACUAUGUAUCCAAUGGCUCACUGUCUCAAGUUCUUCAUGCUGAUCCAAGUGAUGGUUGUUCUUUGUCUUGGAGUGAUUACUUAAGGAUUGCCCUGGAAACAGCAGGAGCUCUAUCUUAUCUCCACUCUUCAGCUUCAAUAUUAAUCUUCCAUCGUGACGUGAAGUCCUCGAAUAUACUCUUGGAUGUGAACUACACAGCUAAAGUUUCAGAUUUCGGCGCGUCUAGAUUGGUUCCGAUUGAUCAAACACACAUUGUCACGAAUGUGCAGGGUACAUUCGGGUACUUAGACCCAGAGUAUUUCCACACCAGACAGCUGAACGAGAAGAGCGACGUGUACAGUUUUGGCGUGGUGCUCGUGGAGCUGCUGCUCAGACUGAAGCCUGUUUUUACAAGUGAGUCGGGCACGGUCAACAGCUUGUCAAGCUAUUUUCUCCAGGAGUUCAAGGAGGGGAGAAUCACAGGCAUUGUCAAUCCCCAGGUCCUCGAGGAGGCGACCGAGGAAGAGAUCAACGGUGUCGCCUCUCUUGCAGAACUGUGCUUAAGGCUACGUGGCGCCGAAAGACCCACCAUGAAACAAGUGGAGACCGAACUGCGGACUCUGCGAGCAAAGCGCAUGAACUCAUCCCAAGCAGAUCUAGGGAGUGAUGAGAAGAUGCCACCAAGGCCAUUAGCUCGAGGGACUCGAUCUUCUCGCCGAUCGUCUGCGACGGAAUCAGGCAAGAGAGUCGUCAGGUCAGGACGCAGCGAACGGUCCUAUCGGUUGGAGGGAGACUGGGAGAGUUCAUGUCAUCUGCUAGCCGACCACCACACUUAG